AUGCAUUACAUUAUUUCUCUGGACGCAUUACUUGCUUCACAAAUGCUUGUUAACGAACCUUUAUCAUCUCAACCUAUUAUUAUAAAUAUCAUGGUCAGUAUUGUAGUCAUAAUAUCUAUUGUUGCAGUUGUCGGAAAUACACUUUCCAUUAGUGUCUUUAUUCAAUCAGCAAUUAACCAAGUAGCAUCCGGUUUUUAUUUAUUGAUAACGGCGAUUAUAGCUGAAAUCACUAUGAUUAUAUUUGCUGCUCGCUUCGCUUAUGUAUUGAGCGGAACACGUAUGUUUGCUUACGUUGGCAAUUGUCUGUUACUCGAAUCUCUUCUUAGUCUAUUACCUAAGAUAUUUGAUUGGUUAACAGCAUGCGUAGCCAUGGAUCGAGCAGUGACUGUUGUACACGGGAUUAGUUAUAACAAAACCAAAAAUCGACGUAUCGCUCGAUACCUAACCGUUAUUCUUUUUCUAAUUUUAAUUAUGGGAUCUAUACAUGAACCACUUAAUCGACAAAUGAUCGAAGAUCCGCGUCAAUCAGAAGGACAAGUAUGGUGCAUGCUCACGUUUUCCUCGCAUCGAUGGCUCGAACGAUAUGCAUCAGUCUUAAAUAUCAUUCAUCUCCUCGGUCCAUUCACUGUUAAUUUUGUAUCGACUAUUUCCUUUCUUACACAUCAGGCACGUCGUAAAAUAAGAAAAUCAUCUGUUAGUUUUCAAUCACCAAUGUCUUCUCCAAUAGUUUCAUCAAUAAAUUAUAUUUCUAGUCAAAUCUAUGUUUAUGCUGGUUUACCAAUUGUCAUUAUUGGAGUUUUAGGUGGAAUAUUAAAUAUAAUUAUUUUUCUUAGUCUUCGAAUAUUUCGAGAAAAUUCAUGUGGAGUUUAUUUAAUAAUAAUGUCAUUAGUCAAUAUCAUUCAAUUAUUGAGUGGUUUUUUAUAUCUUAUUCUUGUUAAAGGAUUAUUAAUCAAUGGAAUAAAUGUAAACGUAGGUAGUUGUACAAUAAGAGUAUAUACUGUUCAGAUUUGUGCACUUAUUUCCAUGUCAUGUAUUUGUAUGGCUUUAAUUGAUCAAUAUAUGGCAACAUCAAAAUAUAUUCGAUUACAACAAUGGAGUCAUCGAAAGAUUGCUUAUCGUUUAUGUGCAAUAAUUAGUCUCUUUUGGAUAGUUUAUUGUUCUCCUCAUUUAAUAUAUUAUAAUGCAGUAUUCUCACCAGCAACAAAUUCAACUAUUUGUACUAUUACAAAUAGCAAUUAUCAAAGUUAUGUCAAUCAUUUUUAUACUCCGAUUUUAUUAGAUGCAUUUCCUCUAUUAUUUAUCAUUAUUUUUGGAUUAUUACUUUAUAGAAAUAUGAAACAAAUAUCUUACCGAACAGUAGUACCUCUUGUUCGUCGUCAACAUGAAAUUCAAAUAACAUCAAUGGUUCUUAUACAAGCUUUGAUUAGUGUUUUAUUAAUUUCACCUUUCUUUAUAUUAACUACACUUACAAGUAAUAUACAAUUCAGUAUUGAUCCUAUCAUUAAUGCUCAUAUACAAUUAGUCUUAGGUAUAACAAUAUGUAUCUAUUAUUCAUACUAUACGGUACCUUUCUACAUUUAUAUUUGUGUAUCAAAGCGAUAUCGACAACAAUUCUUUCAUGUAAUUUACACGAUGUAUUUUCAACGAUGGUGUAAGCCAAUAAAUGACAUUAAUCAAGUUGCACCUGAACCUUAA
Molecule: messenger RNA, 1695 nt
Organism: Adineta steineri
Lineage: Eukaryota; Metazoa; Rotifera; Eurotatoria; Adinetida; Adinetidae
Source: the annotation of a GenBank genome assembly